Messenger RNA from Tachysurus vachellii, 5098 nucleotides. RefSeq names its product activin receptor type-2B. Gene Ontology annotation, cellular component: activin receptor complex; plasma membrane. Gene Ontology annotation, biological process: protein phosphorylation; activin receptor signaling pathway; cellular response to growth factor stimulus. Gene Ontology annotation, molecular function: activin binding; ATP binding; activin receptor activity. Lineage: Eukaryota; Metazoa; Chordata; Actinopteri; Siluriformes; Bagridae. The coding region runs from base 162 to 1706 and encodes 514 amino acids. The record is from RefSeq and is a predicted model, not a curated record. The transcript has 11 exons.
UUUAGCUUUUCGUGUCAGCUCCACAGCACCACUGUGUGUUUAGGGAACACAAUUCAAUCCUGUGUCGCUGGUAAUCUAUUUAAACUGUAAAUGCUUUCCAAAGGAAAUAAUCUUAAAAGACAGAGUCUUUCUCGGGUCUCCAUCCAUCCCUGUGCAGGAAUAUGUUUGGUCUCUGGGUGACAUUAGCACUUAUUCGGGGAAGUUUGUUAGCAGGUCCCGGGCAAGGCGAGGUCGGUACCAGAGAGUGUGUGUAUUAUAAUGAUAACUGGCAAGCUGAGAGGACAAAUCAGAGUGGCUAUGAGAGAUGCGAGGGAGAUAAGGACAAGAGACAACACUGCUAUGCAUCCUGGAUCAAUUCUUCAGGAACAAUACACCUGGUGAAAAAGGGCUGCUGGCUCGAUGACUUCAACUGCUAUGACAGACAAGAGUGUGUGGCCACAGAGGAAAGCCCUCAGGUGUUUUUCUGCUGCUGCGAGGGAAAUUACUGCAAUGAAAGAUUCACACACCUGCCAGAAGUCACUGCGCCUGCAGUGAAGAUUCAGCCUCCUCCGGUGGGACCGUCCCUGCUUGGCGUGUUGGCGUACUCUCUUCUUCCUCUGCUUGUGCUGUCUCUGGCCUUGGUGCUCGCAUGCUGGACUUACCACCAGCGCAAAGCUCCGUACGGUCACGUGGACCUUAACCAGGGUGUGGGUCCUGCUCCUCCGUCUCCUCUGGUAGGUCUGAAGCCUCUGCAGCUGCUGGAACUAAAGGCAAGGGGGCGUUUCGGGUGUGUGUGGAAGGCUCAGCUGCUAACCGAAUAUGUUGCAGUCAAGAUAUUCCCUGUUCAGGAUAAGAAUUCAUGGCAGAACGAGAGAGAUAUUUACCUCACUGAGGGACUGAGACACGAGAACCUGCUACGCUACAUCUCUGCAGAAAAACGAGGAACCAACCUGGAAAUGGAGCUGUGGCUCAUCACCGAAUUCCACGAAAGGGGAUCUUUAACAGACUUUCUGAAGGGGAAUGUGGUGAACUGGUCUGAGCUGUGCCACAUUGCAGAGAGCAUGGCUCGAGGCCUUGCCUACCUACAUGAGGAUCUCUCCUAUAGACUGGAGGCACCCAAACCAGCGAUCGCACACAGGGACUUUAAGAGUAAGAAUGUGUUGCUCAGGACUGAUUUGACUGCUGUGAUUGGAGACUUUGGCCUGGCUGUUCGCUUCGAACCAGGAAAGGCACCAGGAGAUACUCAUGGCCAGGUCGGUACAAGGCGCUACAUGGCCCCGGAGGUGCUGGAGGGUGCCAUAAACUUUCACAGGGAUGCAUUUUUGAGGAUUGAUAUGUACUCUUUGGGCCUGGUGCUCUGGGAACUGUUGUCCCGCUGCACUGCUGCUGAUGGCUCUGUACAUGACUACAUGCUCCCGUUUGAGGAGGAGGUGGGUCAACACCCAUCUCUGGAGGAUCUGCAGGAUGUGGUGGUCCAUAAGAAGAUGAGGCCCAUGCUGAAGGACUGCUGGCUCAAACAUUCGGGAUUGGCUCAGAUGUGCGAGACAGUAGAAGAGUGCUGGGACCACGAUGCAGAGGCCCGUCUGUCCGCAGGCUGCGUGGAAGAACGCAUCAUAACCCUCACCAGGGCAUCCAACACCACCAACAGUUCUACCUCAGGGUCCCUGGUCUCCGUGAUCAUGAUAGACAGCGACUCAGCUUUACCACCGAAAGAGGCGAGCAUGUGAAUGGUGUCAAUCAGAGAGCGCUACACCACCACCAUCAAACCUCUUCAGUAAUGUCAACUUUGCUGCUCUUCUGGUACUUUAUAUGUGGACUUUAACCACAUCUGCAAGCAAAAUAUUUAUCAACAAGUACAAAUAAUAGUAAGGAUGAAUUCAGACGUGCGUGUGUGUGCGCUCGUGCACAUGCGCAGAGCUUCGCUGUGCUUUACACAAGGCAGUUCACCCAUUAAUUCUGGAGCAGUUUUUUUUUUCACCCAAAAAAGUAGUUGUUGAUUUUGCUUGUGGAUCUUUUAAUAACUUUCGCACAAAUUUACUUCCAUAAUUUCAUUUUUAUUUGGAAUUUUUAGUAAAUUUCACACUACUUCUGCUGUACACUCGCAUUGAUAAAGCUCAUACGCACAACAAGCUGAAGCCUCGUACACAAUCCAAUGACCAUUUCACAGUGCACUUGUUACCUCAUGUUUUUUUUUCUUUUUGGACUUUUAGGAUUCAAAUGUGAACUGUAAAUGAGUUUACUUGUUUUCUAAUAUCUGCAUCCACACCGCGAAUACCUCCGUUCAAAGGACUCGGCUUGUGAAAUCUACAUUCCUCGCCUGUCUUUAUGCUGUUGAUCAGUGACUCGACAAAGUGGAACGAGAAGCUAAAGACUGUUACACAAAGCCGACCUCCGUUUGCUCGAGUACCUCUCUUAUUACUCAGUGAUCUUUUUUAAUAGUUGCUCGAAUCUUUAGUUUCUCUGUGACGAUGUUUGACGUGUUUUAUGAAGAACGAUCUGUUCCUUAGGAAUUUGAGAGAGCAGUUGUCUGGAACACUGGAAUCAAAAGGCAGCAGGACUGUUUUGGUUUUAUUCAGUAUUGCUAUAUUUUAGUGUAGGUUCUGAUUAUCUGCUGUUUGAUGGUUUUAUCAGGCAGAUUAAAACGGAGGUCUGGGAAAACCUUUCACAUGUCACUACUGAGACAAAGUCUGGAAAACGUGCAAUAACAAUGAGCCAAACAAGCCAGUACAAUACAUCUCAAUUUUAAGUAGGUAUUAAUAUAUUUUAUAUGUUUUUAUGCAGGCUGCUUUUUAACUUUGCUUAGUCUGUAACGAUCAUGUUGUUUAAGGAGUCAUUUAAACAGUAAGUAAAACCAGUCAGUGUACCUCAAGAUUUUUUAUUAAAUAAUUACCUUCUAUAGUGAAAUAGUGAAAACAGAGAAGAGCACCGACACGCACUACAGCUGACAACGAAGAUGUUAAAUGUUUGAAUGACUUAAAAAAAGAUAAGCGUUUACACAUUUUGUCGACAGAAGUGACCGAAUGAUUCGGCAACGUUUCAGCGUCAGUGUUCACGCAAAAAAAGCAAUCAGUUAAGCGAAGAGAUUAUAACGACGCCCAUGUUUACGAUUAUGAUUAGGCCUGUGCCGUGAGUGGCUUUUAGUUCAGAAUCAAAGUGAGAUGUAUGUGAUUUCUAGUAGAUUUCUACAGGCUUAUAUGUAGAUGAAUAUUUAAAAUUUGGCCAUGUGAAGGGUUUUCUCAGGCCUCCAAAAUGUGUAUGUAUUUGUAUGCGAAGUUUGUAAAUCUAGAACCCCAAUGUAGCGUCUACAGGUUGAGUAUUGUGACACAGAAAUGCCUUUAUCAUGCUCGUCAUGCUUUAAUGUUACGCCUACGUAUUUAGGGCACGUGUGUUGGUGGACAUGUGAUGUGUGCAUUAUAUACAGGUGCGUAUAAUAAGCAAAAGCUUGGACUCUUCAGGAUUAACAAGGGUGGUUUUGUUUGAUAUACUACACUGCUCAGGUAAAUGUGGGUUUAGCAAUAGAGCCCAGCAGUAGGAACAUCUCAGUGGCGUGACGGUGCUCAGUGUUCAUAUUUACUGCUCCUUUGAAAACCGUAAGAUCGUUAGAUCUCAUCUAAAGGUGUGUGUGUUGGCAGAGAAUUUGAAGUUCAGUAGUUAUAUAACUAUUCAAAUAAUUCGAGUAUUUUAUUGUUUUUAUGGUAGACGUGUAAAUAAACAUAUGGCUACUUUUAUAUGUUUUAGAUUUUUUUAAAAAAUAUAUAUAUAUCUAAAGUACUGUGAUAUAUUUGUGUGAGUUAGCAGUAUAGUUCAUGUAAAGACAACAUGUCUGUGUUUUUGUGCACAGAGUAGCGAUUACGUUUUCUCAUCGAUUAUUGUUUUUAAUUAUUAUUAUUAUUACUGUAUUAUAACUGGAACCUACCUCAUUUUAACCACUCUGAAAUAAUGGUUACUUUUUUCCCAAACAUUUUAUCCCUUCAGCUUUGUCUGGAUUGUAUUAAUCUGUUUGUUGCGAUUGAGAGUCUGUAUACAGCAGCAGUAGCAGAAUCUCGAACAUCUACCUGAGCCAGUUCGCUCAGCUCGACUGACGCUAGAUAAACGUAUACUGACUUCAGGGAUUUAAAGGUAAAACUGUGUAAGUAUUACCAACUGUGUGCAGGUUGGAUUGUGCCAGAUUUCUUUGAAUAGAUUAAAGCAGCAGUGCUAUUAAAGUGUUCAGAGUUAGUGUUCCACAACUGGAUGUGGUCUUAACACAGGAAAUGUGGCAUGCACACCACAUGGACAGUUUGGUAAGCUUUUAAAACUGUACAUGCUGUGAUUUUCUGCAAAUCAAAUGCGGUCUUUGACUUAACUGUUUGAUUCCUUGUGUUUCCGAGUCGAGAGGGUCUUGUUAUUGUGUUUUGUCCUUAGUCUGACGUUAGAAAACCCAAAUUACAAGCUUUAGUUGAACACAGCAUAACCAUACACCAUGCACCUAUAUACACAUACAUGCACAUAGGUUUAUUACAUCAAAAAUCAGAAUCUUCAUUAAAUGUAAAGUUGCAAAUAUCCAGUCAGCAAUCCUCUAUAACGUAACCUUAUUCGUUAGUAUUCUAUUAGUCUUGGAUACUGUAUGUACUCUGUAACCCUAUUUGUAGAGUAUAUCUGAAAUUCUGAUAUUUUCCUAGGAGAAUAUACUUUUUAAAUAUUCAUAUCCAUGAGAAAUCACAAGUAGUAACAGCAGAGCACAAAACCCUGUGUGGCAAUGGCAAGUCCAAUAUCUGUGUGCAGUCCGAUAUCUGUGUGCAGUCUGAUUUCUGUAACUUGAAUCUAACUAAGUUGGCGAUGAACAAAUAAAACGAUAUUUUAGACUUGCAGCCUUUAUAUAGAACAGUGCUGAAUGACCGUUGUUAUAUACAGGAUGUAUACACACCCCUGAGUGUGUGCGUGUGUGUGUGUGUGUGUGUGUGUGUGUCUAUGGUGCUCAUCCAAUUGCAAGAUACCAGAUGUUAAAGAAUUCUUGGUAAAUAUUUGUGUUUUAUUUAUUUUUAUUUUUUGUGUUUCUGUGAACCUGUUAUCUCAGGGUAUGUAAAGUCAUUUCAGCUUAUUGACUCAUUCAGGACUUUAUUAAAGAUCACUAAAUGCA